Nematostella vectensis (starlet sea anemone) is the source of this 3372-nucleotide messenger RNA. RefSeq names its product universal stress protein YxiE. The coding region runs from base 2374 to 2850 and encodes 158 amino acids. The record is from RefSeq and is a predicted model, not a curated record. NCBI's taxonomy places the organism in Eukaryota, Metazoa, Cnidaria, Anthozoa, Actiniaria, Edwardsiidae. The transcript is spliced from 4 exons.
CAACUUUGACCAAUGGCCUUAUAAAUUUACUGAUUGAGACGUGUAUUUUACUUUCUUUCCGUUUGAGCGACGCGGGUACCCUGUGGUUUUGCUCCGAAAUGGAAAAAUCACAUAUUUCAAGAGGUUCCACCAAAGUGAUUUUUGGGGACUUUUAGUAUGUUCACUAAGUUGUAUCACUUUUUCAAAAUCCGCUGACAGAAAUUCUAUUGCAAUUAGUUCCACCUGAAACCCCAGAUUGACUGGACUAUGUAGUUAGGGGUAAGCGGGGAAUGCGCGCGAAACUUCCGCCAAUUCUUAUCUCCUGAAUAAUUAGCAAAAUUCUAGAUCUUCUACAUAUAGCAUUCUAUGUCUGCGCAUCCCCUAUCCCCCACAAAUAUUGGUUACACGCAUGCGAGAAAAGUAUGCACUAGUAUUUUAGAUUGCCGUAAAGCACUUAGAAUUCAAGACGGUACGAUACCUGAUGCCAGAAUCCCAGCAUCAAGCUUUCACAGUGACUACACAUCGACACAACGUGCAAGGCUCAAUGAUGAAGAUGCAGCUUGGCGAUGUGCCCGGAUAAAUAACAUGGUAUCGCACGAAAUUUUUGAUAGCCUGAGCGCCAAACCCCUACUCUUCAGUUCCCUAAAAUUUGCCUUUCCAAUUUAAGGAGAAAAAUGUGAUGCUCGCUAACAAUUUUAUCUUCAGAAGGAGCUGGUGGGUGGAAAAGCGCUUUGUACACUUUUAAAAAUACCAAAUACGGAAUCCGGGGUCCGGUGGGGCCGGUGUUGCGACGCACGUACCAUCUUGCGCACGGUAACGACUCAACCGUCUGGAGUACAAGGGAACGCCAAGGUAAAAUGAGUCCACCAAUAUUCCACGACUUUUACAAAAACCACAAGCUAAAUACUCACCUCACCCGUCACUUUUUUCCUGAUUUUACACGCCAACAAAGACCACUAAACGGUUGUCUAUAAUUGGUUGAAAGUACCAAUCAGAGUUCGAUACAUACACCACGUGCUACCUUACUUGCAUGAGGUGUAUGGAUGUGAUCUAACCUUUGAGUAAAAUUUACCAUAAACAGUUUGAGAGCUGAAAAAAAAAUCAACGAAAUAAAUUGUCUAAUUUUCCGUAUAUUCAAGUUUAUAUUUCAAGGACACAUACAUGGAAGACUCGGUUUCAGGCUGAACCGUUCGCAAAUACAGGACCAUAGCAAAGGGUGGGGCACUGGGGCACGGACCCAUCUAAGUAUUUUUAAAUUUGGCCUUUGUCUGAUGGUAACACUGUGAAAUGACGUCAUCUAUUUAUCAGAAUGUUAAAAAAUGUUAUCAGUGUUGUAUAAUCGGUCCUAGCAUCACGUAUCACUGUAUCAAGGACUCUAGUCACGUUUUCUGCAUCACGUAACGUAAAAAGGCUAUUUUGAUGAAACAAACAUUUGCUUGGCCUUGGCCAGAAAGUUCAAUGCCAAUGAACCAUAUAAAAACUGCGCAAAAGCAAUAUUUCACAAUGUAAAAAGGACUCAAAGGACGAGAUUUUUAUAAUCCGUAGAUAAGUUGACAACAGAGCCCACUAACAAAACAAAGCUCAAAUCGGGUUCAAAACACAGUUUAUUAACUUUGUUAUUUUCAGAGAAGGAAAAUUGCUUCAUUUCAUAACGGGUUAGGGACUGUAUCUUAUUUAAAAAAAAAACAUCUAGGAUUAAAUAAUUAUUUAUUGCUGGAGGUAAGCCCUAUGUUCUUGCUCGAGAAUUUGAUUGGUGUGAGUUUCCAGUUCGAAAAAGGAUGUUCUUUUACGUCGAUUAGAUGACGUUCUAAUUUAUUUUUCAGAAUAUAAGAAAACGGAAACAAAAAUAAUAAGACUCACAUUGAUAAUAGCCAGAAGGCUUACCCCCUGCGGAGUUUUUUUAAAUGAAUUCACCUCGUUGUUGUCACUGUGAAUUCAAAAUUAAUUCCGCUAUUCAAAUCAAAAUUUACACAUAUUUAAAAACUACAAAACAGACGAGUUGCUUUUUUGGCUUGUGAUGGGAUACGAUUAUACAGAUAAGAGGGAUAUAGUUUGCUUGGAGUUUAACUUUUUAAUGUCUCAGUUUUUUUUUAUCUUAUCUACAUGUUUUCUUUUAUUUAUAUUUUUUAGGUUUAUCUGUAAAAUACGCGGCAUUUGACUGAACUUCGUUACAAUCUGCAAUACAUACGUGUCAAAAUGUGUAAAAGAAUCUAAGAUUAACGUCUUUGAUUCAGAAUACUCGUCCGUUAAUUAGCCCAAUCUGUUCCUCAGGUUCUUGGCAAAACCAAGCUUACUUCUCAUGAAUUAUUAACAACAAACACGUCUCACACUUAACCCCGAUCCAUGGCAUUCAGUUAGAGUACGUAUUAAUCAGUAAAUACUAUUUAUUAAAAAAUGAGUAAGACAGAAAGCAUCCUCUUCCCUGUUGAUGGAAGUGACCACAGCUCGAGAGCCUUUGACUGGUUCGUGGAGCAUCUAUACCGCAGGGGUGAUCACGUGAUAUUCGUACACGUCCACCAUCGUCUAGACAACGUGCGGCAACUAUCCGGUCACGAGUCUGACGAGGCGUCGGAAUGUAACGAAGGCGAUCUCAGAGAAAUACUAAAAGCUGCACAUAUCAAGUCCAAACCAAUUCUAUCGAAAUUUGAAGCCAAAUGUACAAAGGCAAAUAUCCCAUUCAAGGCCUUGGUCAAGCUUGGGGCACCCGAGAAAGAAAUCUGCCGAUGCGCAGCCGAGGAGAAUGUUACCUAUGUGGUGAUGGGGAGUAGGGGACUGGGCGUCUUCCGCCGCUCCAUAUUAGGAAGUGUCAGCACGCGCGUGCUGCACAAGUCAAGCGUCCCCGUUAUGGUCGUGCCACCUAUGGAUCGAUGACGUCAUGAGAUGUCGCCACCAGGCUCUCACUGACACAUAUCAAACAUAUUCCCCACGGAUAGUGUCCUUCGUAUGUAUUGCCUUAUAUGGACAUAGAUGCCCAUAUUUAGAAGAGCUAAACUUUUCCCGCUCCCUGAUCUCCAGAAAACAUGGUAAUUAUACUGAUUCCUGUCAAUUUGAGACUCGCUGCAAAAAUUAUUAAGCAAAACUUGCUCGCUUGGUCAAAUCUUUUCCUUACUAAUCCUAUGAAGUCCUUAGACCCAGGCCUCCAAGAGAUUGACCGAGCGGGUUUGAAGGUCACCCAAAUAUUGAUAUGCAACAUCCCAUAACCUGCAGAAUACGUUUUUGUAGCCGUGGGCUUCCUGUGGUUAGGGAACUGAAUGGAGAGAUGUAUGGGAAUGUGUAUCCUGUCAGCACCAUUAUAAGGACGAAGGGAUUUCAGAUAUUUGUGGAAGAAAGAUCAUGUUAUAUUAUUUAUACAGUCUAUCAUUAUCGUUUAUUAAAGAUCAAAUUCUUCUUGAA